AUGUUUAAAUCACCAUAUUUACAAACUAUUAUUAAAAGAUCAUUUACACAAUUGAAACAAGAAUCAACCACGAGAUCUUAUUCCACUUUUAAAUAUCAAAAUCCAAUUUCAACCGUUUUCCCAAACACCAAAAGUCAUUACUCAUCAUCAAUUGCAUCAACAUUGAAGAUUUAUUCCAAAAAUUCCUCUAAUUCAUCAUCAUCAUCAUCAAUUUUCAAAUUGUUAUUUGCAAGUGCAGGUGCAUCAAUUUUAAUAACAACUUCAUUUACAAAAUUAUUUAUAAAUAAUGACACAGCAGUAACAUUACCAAGACAACAAAUUUCAAAUGAUGUUAGGGUAAAUAAAUCAACUGGUAAAACAGAAUCAAGAUUUAAUGGAUUAUUAAAUUAUGAAGAAUUAACAAUUGGGUCAAUAACAGGUUUAUUUAUUGGUAUAAUAUUAGGAAAAUUAUCUCAAGUAUUUUUAUUUGUUUCUCUAAGUUCAUUUUUUUUAAUUGAAUUUUUAGAAAAUAAAAAUAUUAUUUCAAUACCUUGGAAUUCUAUAAUUUCAAUUGGUUCUAAAAAAAUUGAUUUAAAACAAUUAAUUUUUAAAAAUCCAAGUUUUAAAAUUUCAUUUAUUUUAAGUUUAAUUAUUGCUGCUUAUAAUGUUUAA
Messenger RNA from Lodderomyces pseudojiufengensis, 651 nucleotides. RefSeq lists its product as uncharacterized. Gene Ontology annotation, biological process: autophagy of mitochondrion. Lineage: Eukaryota; Fungi; Ascomycota; Pichiomycetes; Serinales; Debaryomycetaceae. The record is from RefSeq and is a predicted model, not a curated record. The transcript has a single exon. Gene Ontology annotation, cellular component: mitochondrial outer membrane. Bases 1 to 651 code for a protein of 216 amino acids.